Messenger RNA from Ornithodoros turicata, 819 nucleotides. RefSeq lists its product as uncharacterized. The record is from RefSeq and is a predicted model, not a curated record. NCBI's taxonomy places the organism in Eukaryota, Metazoa, Arthropoda, Arachnida, Ixodida, Argasidae. Bases 1 to 819 code for a protein of 272 amino acids. The transcript has a single exon.
AUGACAAACAACAAUGAGCAUGACACAGCGGUGCUUGAAGAAUUUCAAAGAAGCAUUCGUUGUGUGGACGGCCGGUACGAGGUGGCCCUACCCUGGAAACCUCGUACAGAAGAAUUGGAAGACAACUUCGAGGAACCCAACCGGCGACUGCGAGGACUUACAAGACGGUUACUCCAAAAUGACUGCUUGACGAAGUAUGGGGUUAUAAGGAGUUACCUUGAAAAUGGGCACGCCGAGAAGGCCAACGAAAACGCAGCCCUGAUUGGUUUGCAUUACUACAUGCCUCACAGGGCAGUAGUACGUAGCGAAUCCACGACAACGAAGAUACGUGUUGUGUUUGACGCCUCAUCACACGCAUCAGGAGCUACAUCGCUGAAUGACCACUUGGAGAAGGGGCCUAAGUUGGGAGCAGAUUUGGUGCCUGUCCUGUUGCGUUUCAGACUACACAGAAUAACAAUCACAGCGGAUAUCCGAAAGGCAUUUCUGCAAAUCGGCAUUCGAGAAAAAGACAGAGAUGCUCUCCCUUUCUUGUGGUUUAACCAUGCUCCAACAUGGGACGAUCCAAAGCCUGAAGUGGAGUGUUGGAGAAUGACGAGGGUGCCUUUCGGGACAUCGGCGAGUCCUUUCCUGCUGACUGCAACUCUACAGCAUCACCUGAGAUCAGUAGAGGGGUCGAACAAAGAUCCGGCCCAGGCACUAAUAAAUUCUUUAUAUGUCGACGAUCUGCUUGUGGGCGUAGUCAACGUUUUGGAAGGGAAACAUCUGGUCCAAAAGGCGAAAGACAUCUUUCAGAGGGCAGGAAUGAAACUAAGCAAAUGA